UCCUAUAGGUAUUGUACUUCCUGGUUAGAUUCCACGUAGCUUCCAGUGAUUUUAGAGAGUUUCAGAUUAGGAAAAUAGCUACAAACGAAGACUCUUACGGCUUUAUUUAUGUAUCUUCGACUGUUGUUCAGUCGUGUUUAUAGACGUGUUAUUAACUGUUAUGAUAAUGAAACCACAGUGGCGCGUGACGCUGUGUUUACCCUCAUAUGAAGGCUAGGCUAUGCUAUCAAGCUAAUAUCACUAAGACUAGUUAGCAAGUAGUUGUAUUGUUUACAUAUUUCUUUCAAGAUGUAUACCUUAUUAUCUGGGUUAUAUAAGUAUGUUUUCCAAAAGGACGAAUUCUGUGUUUUAAUCCUGGGACUAGACAACGCUGGGAAAACGACCUUUCUGGAACAGACCAAAACCAAGUUCAGUAAGAACUAUAAGGGAAUGAAUUUAUCAAAGAUCACUACCACGGUUGGCCUGAACAUUGGUACUAUCGAUGUGGGCAAGGCUCGUCUAAUGUUUUGGGAUCUUGGAGGUCAGGACGAGCUCCAGUCUCUGUGGGACAAAUAUUAUGCUGAAUCCCAUGGAGUCAUCUAUGUGAUAGACUCAACUGAUGAAGAGCGCCUGUCAGAGUCAAAAGAGGCCUUUGAGAAAAUGAUCAGCAAUGAGGCGUUGGAAGGUGUCCCGCUCCUCGUGCUAGCCAACAAGCAGGAUGUACCGGACUGUUUGUCUGUGCCGGACAUUAAAACAACCUUCAGCGACUGUGCCCCGAAGAUUGGAAAGAGAGAUUGUUUGGUCCAGCCGUGCACUGCCCUGACAGGGGAUGGAGUGAACGAAGGCAUAGAGUGGAUGGUAAAGUGUGUGGUCCGGAACAUUCACAGGCCACCCCGACAGAAGGACAUCACGUAAGAGGCAUCAGCACCCUUCACUCAUUUUGGACUUUGUCCUUAAGGACAUUCCAUGUGAACCCUGGAGCUGAUCCCUCUCCUCUCUCCUCGUUUGGACUUCUGCCUUGAGGAGCUCAUUACAGACGGUCUGACAGGACCAUUGUGCUUUGAAUGGACUCUGUUUUUCUUGUUACUCGUUUGAAGCUGUGUAACGAUCCUCUCUCCUGUCCCAUUCUGUCACGUCCUGUAUGAGCUUCACUGACUGACUGUGAGGCAUCAGCAAGACAAAUCCACUCUGAAAUAUACAGCACCGUAGAGGAGGUUUCUCUAUUUUUUUAAAGAGCAUAGAACAUUUUCGGAGCAUAUUCGUGCAAACAGCAUUGACUCUACAGGAGGUCUGUUAACAGCGUUUAGACCUAGCAUGGAGUCCAGCUAGCAUUAGCGCUUUUGAACUCUUUAAUCCAAUGUACAGACCAGAGAACCAGGAAAGCACUCACUACUCUGUUCUUUACUUUACUUGGUUUCUAACCAACCAAAACUUGUCUUGUUAUGUUAAUCACUCUGUCAUUUAUUUGGCUUCACAUAAUUACAUAAGAUAAACUCAUGACAGAUAAAUGACAACAAUUACCUAUUUCGAAGGGUAAGUGGAAUUUCUAGGACUUUACUUUGAAAAGCUUUCUUGUGUCAAAUCGAUAUAAUGUGAACUAAAAUACUCGGUGAAAAGGAGAAUACCAACAGCUGUUUAACUUUUAGGAGGUUUUGUUAAAUGUAUUGCAUUUAUUAGAGGACAUGGUAAUGGAGCUCCAUACAGAGACGUCCUGUUAUACAUCUUCUGUAAAACAUUCAUAGUGAUCAAAACAGGUUUUGGAAAGGUUCAUAAUGAGUUCCCUCCAUGCUUGGCUAACUGGGUGCAAUAUUUGUGAAAACAGGGAGAAAUCAUACUGACCUCUGCUGAAUGACUUUCACCCAGUGGUUGAACUUGGGGUGUAUAACGUAGUUAACAAUCCAAGGUGACGUAUUUUGUCUGUCAUUUAUAUAUAUAUUAAAUAUAGAUGAUAUAACAAUAAAUGUCUGAUUUCAAACAAACAA
Gymnodraco acuticeps is the source of this 1961-nucleotide messenger RNA. It is a transcript of the gene arfrp1, whose product is annotated as ADP-ribosylation factor related protein 1. Gene Ontology annotation, biological process: protein localization to organelle; intracellular protein transport; Golgi to plasma membrane protein transport. NCBI's taxonomy places the organism in Eukaryota, Metazoa, Chordata, Actinopteri, Perciformes, Bathydraconidae. The record is from RefSeq and is a predicted model, not a curated record. Gene Ontology annotation, molecular function: GTPase activity; GTP binding. Gene Ontology annotation, cellular component: Golgi apparatus.